UGAAGUUUGACUUCAUACCUAAGUUCGACGCCUCGAACGAUGAGUUAUAUCUCGUCUCUAGUGCAAAUUCCACUUCUACAACGCCUGCGUUGUAGGAUAUAUUCAUUCAUAUGGGACUUCUUGCGUUGGCGAGGUUACGGGGGUCCCUUUUCGCGCGUCAUGCCUCUGCCAUUCGGCCUCUAUCUGAAGAACACUGAAGCACAAGAAGCCCUGGCCACCGAAUAUGUACGCCUGCACACGACGAUCCCUGUCCCUAGAAUCCUCGACAUUGUCCCUUACUACGACCGGUCCCUCGUACUGAUGACGAAGGUACCUGGCGAGGAGCUAGAGAAGCGCGCAGGCCACAUCAGUGACCUCUCGCCCCGUCAGCUCCAAGUUCUCCAGGACACGCUACGCGGCUGGUUCGACCAGCUCAGAGCUCUCGAGCCCCCGGACCCGCACGCGGUGUGCGGCUUCGGCGGUAAUGGCGUCAGCAGCUUCCGCAUCACCAAUAAUGGCUGCGUGGGGCCCUUCGCCUCAGAGAAGGAAUUUAACAAGAGGCUGCUGAAGUAUAACGAGGCGACUCACACCGAGAUCGCCGCCCCCAGUCACUCGAAGUCGCACAAAAUUUGUUUCACGCACGGCGAUAUCACGCCCACGAACAUACUGCUCGAUGAAGACAUGCGACCAGUCGCCCUCAUCGAUUGGGAGUGUGCAGGGUGGAUGCCCGAGUACUGGGAGUACACGACGGCUCUCUUUAUGAGGUAUCCCAGGUAUAAAGAGUGGUGUGACUUGUUUACUGGCAUCUUUCCUGACUAUCGCGUUGAGCUUGAGGUGGAACAUGAGAUAUGGAUGGUCACGGACCCGUGGCGUGGUUGAUGCACCCUAGUGGACGGGGGAAGCUCUGGACAUGACGAUUCAUCUCCUGUCUCAAAUGUUUUAUGAUAUAUCACGCAUGUUGUGCUCACGCGUCUCGGCUAGGCCGCCCAAUCCACGCCAUAGGAUACCCAGC
Postia placenta MAD-698-R-SB12 is the source of this 991-nucleotide messenger RNA. RefSeq lists its product as hypothetical. NCBI's taxonomy places the organism in Eukaryota, Fungi, Basidiomycota, Agaricomycetes, Polyporales, Adustoporiaceae. The transcript has 3 exons. The coding region runs from base 160 to 858 and encodes 232 amino acids. The record is from RefSeq and is a predicted model, not a curated record.